This is a messenger RNA of Alnus glutinosa, 1925 nucleotides long. RefSeq lists its product as uncharacterized. Gene Ontology annotation, molecular function: transmembrane transporter activity. Gene Ontology annotation, biological process: transmembrane transport. The transcript has 3 exons. Bases 133 to 1644 code for a protein of 503 amino acids. Gene Ontology annotation, cellular component: membrane. The record is from RefSeq and is a predicted model, not a curated record. NCBI's taxonomy places the organism in Eukaryota, Viridiplantae, Streptophyta, Magnoliopsida, Fagales, Betulaceae.
GCCAACUCCCACUCCCCUGCUCUAGAGUCUAGACGACUAGACCCCUCUGCAACUAAAAAGUCAAACCCAGGUCCUCUCCCUCUAUGAAGCAUAGGAAGACAGAGGAGUGUGAGUGAUCCAGAUUAGCUUGAAAUGAAAUCAGAGACAGUGACGUUGGUGCUGGUGAAUCUGGCAGGUAUAAUGGAGAGCGCCGACGAGGCACUGUUACCUGGAGUGUACAAGGAGGUAGGGGAAGCUCUGCACACCGACCCAACUGGGUUGGGCUCACUCACUUUGUUCCGAUCCAUAGUGCAGUCCUCUUGUUACCCACUUGCCGCUUACCUGGCUAUGCGUCACAACCGUGCCCACGUCAUUUCUCUCGGCGCUUUUCUCUGGGCUGCCGCCACCUUUCUCGUUGCCAUCUCUUCCACCUUCUUUCAGGUGGCAGUCUCACGAGGUUUAAAUGGAAUUGGACUUGCCAUAGUAAUACCAGCCAUUCAGUCCCUUGUUGCGGACUCAACCGAUGAAAGCAACCGUGGUUUGGCUUUCGGAUGGCUACAACUGACAGGAAACCUGGGAUCCAUCAUUGGUGGGUCGUUUGCUGUCCUUUUGGCCUCAACCUCUGUCAUGGGUAUAUCUGGUUGGAGAAUUGCUUUUCAUCUGGUUGGAAUCAUAAGUGUCAUAGUUGGUAUUUUAGUCCGCCUAUUCGCAAAUGAUCCACAUUUUUCUGAUAGCAAUAGUAUGGCUAGAAAUCGAGUUCAUAAGCCUUUCUGUGCAGAUUUUAAGGAUCUAAUUAAUGAAGCAAAAUCAGUUAUUAGAAUCACAUCUUUCCAGGUAAUUGUGGCUCAAGGUGUUUCUGGAUCAUUUGCCGGGGCAGCUUGGGCGUUUACCCCUAUGUGGUUGGAACUUGUAGGUUUCUCCCAUGAAAAAACAGCAUUCCUUCGGACCAUACUAGUGAUUGGCGUUUCACUUGGAGGUCUGUUUGGUGGAUGGAUGGGGGAUAUCAUUGCAAAACGUUUACCCAAUUCUGGAAGAACAAUUCUGUCACAGAUAACCACGGGUGUUGCCAUUCCUUUAACAGCAGUUUUGCUACUAGUAUUGCCUGAUGAUCCAUCCACGGCAUUCAUGCAUGGACUGGUUUUGUUCAUUACUGGAUUUUGCACAUCCUGGGCUGCUCCUGCAACUAACAAUCCAAUAUUUGCAGAGAUAGUCCCAGAGAAGUCUCGUACAAGCGUCUAUGCUUUGGAUUCAUCAUUUGAGUCCAUGCUGGCAUCAUUUGCUCCUGCUGUAGUUGGGAUUUUGGCUCAGCACGUCUUUGGUUAUAAACCAGAUGUGAAAGGAUCUUCAAACUCUAUAGAAAUCGGGACAGAUAGAGAGAAUGCAGCAUCACUUGCAAAGGCACUCUACUUAACAAUGAGCAUUCCAACGGCGAUUUGUUGCUUCGUCUACUCGUUCCUCCAUUGCACAUACCCAAGAGACCGUGAACGGGCAAGAAUGGAUGCACUGAUAGUAUCAGAAAUGCACAAAUUGGACGCUCAGCACUUUCCUUCGAGUGACAUUGACAUUGAUUAUGAAUGGGAGGAGGGCCAUGGUUUGAAUGAUAUUGAUAACAAGUUGUCUCUGCUUUCCCAUCAGCAAACAUUCACAAACCUGGAAGAACAAUGAUCCUGCCGAGCGGGAUCUGAAUUCUGUAAACCUUUUACUCUGAACCAACAUAUAAACCAAAAAAGAAAAGAAAAAAGAUUCAUUUAAAUGCUUUUCCAAAGUUGGUAUCUGCUUAGAAGUGUGAACCAAAAUGAUUUUUUUGAUGAUCAUGCCAUUUUUAGUUGCUCAGUCUCAUAAAUUUGUUUGGGAGAUGAGUACGUCUCUCCCAGCAUCUUCACUUGUAUUGUUUGUCUUUGCUAUGGAUUCUUUUUUGUAAUCUCAAUCUCAUUGUUAUGUAGUUA